Messenger RNA from Cornus florida, 3504 nucleotides. RefSeq names its product proline-rich extensin-like protein EPR1. Bases 1 to 3504 code for a protein of 1167 amino acids. NCBI's taxonomy places the organism in Eukaryota, Viridiplantae, Streptophyta, Magnoliopsida, Cornales, Cornaceae. Gene Ontology annotation, molecular function: protein binding. The transcript has a single exon. The record is from RefSeq and is a predicted model, not a curated record.
AUGAAAGUCUCAUCCUACUCUCUUAUAUUCACCCUUCUAUUCUCUUCUUUCUCGUCCUUCUCCUUGGCCUUAACUGAUGCUGAGGCAUCCUAUAUUGCUCAUCGGCAACUUUUGAGUCUUUCUCAAAACAAUGAUCUUCCCGAUGGGGUUGGAAAAGACAUUGAUAUUAAACUGACUUUUGCAAAUUCAAGACUCAAGAGAGCUUAUAUAGCUCUUCAAGCAUGGAAAAAAGCGAUCUACUCUGACCCGUAUAAUGUAACUGCCAAUUGGGUUGGUGAGAAUGUGUGUGCUUACAAUGGUAUACUUUGCACACCAGCACGUGAUGAUCCCAAAUUAACAGUUGUUUCUGGUGUUUAUCUCAACCAUGGUGAUAUAGCAGGGUACCUUCCAGUUGAGCUCGGGCUUUUGACUGAUCUCACUACAUUCCACAUCAACUCUAAUCGGUUUUGUGGAAUCAUCCCGAAUAGUUUCUAUAAACUACAACAUUUGGAAGAGCUUGAUGUAAGCAAUAACCGCUUCGUGGGUUCAUUUCCAGAUGUUCUUCUCGAGUUACAUUCCCUUGUAUAUAUUGACAUCAGAUUCAACAAUUUUGAAGGGCCAUUAAUUCCAGUAAAACUCUUUGACAAGAAAUAUGAUGUUUUGCUUUUGACUCACAAUAGGUUCACUUCAGAAAUCCCUGAUCUCUGUGAAUGGAAGUGCGGAAAAGCAUCACCUCCUCCAACACCAUCAAAGAGUUAUACUCCACCUGCCAUAUCCAAGCCACCUCCAUCAACUCCGCCAACCUCUACAUCCCAAUCCUCACCACCUCUGACACCAUCAACACCAACUCCACGAAUAUCAACUCCACCAUCCCCUACAUCCCAAACAUUACCUCCUCCGACCCCAUCCAAGAGUUAUACCCAGCCACCCACCCCAACUCCACCAAGCCAAUCAUCCAAAUUAUCCCCUCCAUCGCAAGAAGGAAAAACAUAUAUUUUACCUCCCAUUUCCAAGCCACCAACAUCAACUCCGCCAAGCCCUUCACAAAAAGCAUCACCACCUCCUCAUAAAUAUAGCACUUAUUCUCUACCUCCCACAUCCAAGCCACCAACAUCAACUCCGCCAACCCCUUCAUCCCAAACAUCACCUCCUCUGACACCAUUAAAUAGUUAUACUCCACCUCCCAUGUCAACUCCACCCACCCCUACAUCCCAAGCAUCACCACCUCCAACACCAUUAAUAUCAACUCCACCAACCCCUACAUUCCAAGCAUCACCUCCUCCAACACCAUCAACAAGUCAUACUCCACCACCUGCAUCAAAGCCACCAACAUCAGCUCCACCAACACUUGCAUCCCAAACAUCACCUCCUCCAACACCAUCAAAUAGUUCUACACCACCUCCCACAUCCAAGCCCCCAACUUCAACUCCACCAACCCCAUCAUUCCAAUCAUCACCUCCUCCUACACCAUCAACAUCAACUCCACCAACCACUACAUCCCAAGCAUCACCUCCUCCAACACCAUCAAAUAGUUAUUCUCCACCUUCCACAUCUAAGCCCCCAACGUCAUCUCCGCCAAACCCUUCAUCCCAGGCAUCGCCUCCUUUGACACCAUCAACAUCAACGCCACAAACCCCUACAUCCCAAGCAUCACCUCCUCUGACAUCAUCAGCAAGUCAUAAUACACCUCCCACAUCAAAGCCACCAACAUCAACUCCACCAACCCCUACAUCCCAAACAUCACCUCCUCCGACACCAUCAACAAGUUAUAAUCCACCUCCCACAUCAAAGCCACCAACAUCAACUCCACCAACCUCUAUAUACCAAGCAUCACCGCCUCCUACACCAUCCAAUAGUUAUUCUCCACCUCCCACAUCUAAACCCCCAACAUCAACUCCGCCAACCCCUUCAUUCCAAGCAUCACCUCCUCUAACAUCAUCAACAUCAACACCACCAACCCCUACAUCCCAAGCAUCACCUCCUCGGGCACCAUCAACAAGGUACAAUCCACCAUCCACGUCAAAACCACCAACAUCAACUCCACCAACCCCUAUAUCCCAAACAUCACCUCCUCUGACACCAUCAAGUUAUAAUCCACCUCCCACAUCAAAGCCACCAACAUCAAUUCCACCAACCCCUAUAAACCAAGCAUCACCCCCUCCUACACCUUCAACAUCAACUCCACCAACCCCAACAUCCCAAGCACCACCUCCUUCAACACCAUCGAAGAGUUAUACUCCACCACCCAUAUCUAAGCCCCCUAUAUCAAUUCCGCCAACUCCUUCUUCCCAAGCAUCACCUCCUCCGCCCACCUUUAGUCCACCAAGUCACACACUAAAGCCAUCUCAUGUCCCGACUCCAUCUUUGACACCAAUUCUGACUCCUUCUAAACCUGGCAAAGUAUCUCCGGGGCCAGUGCCUACACAAACACUAUUUUUAGCUCCUCCUAAACCUAUAAAAGAGUCUCCUGGCCCAGCUCUAACUCAAGCACCCAUUUCAACUCCCCCUAAACCUACUAAAGCAUUUCCCAACCCAUCUCCGACUCAAAUACCAAUUCAGUCUCCACAUAAACCUCCUAAGCCUUCCCCGAUUCCAGCUCCUAUUAAAACACCAAGUUCUCCACAAAAACCUCCCAAACAGUCUCCUAUCCCGGCCACGACUCCGGAUCGAACUUUAGUUUAUCCUCCUCAGAAACCUCCUAAGCCAUCUCUAGUUCUGGCUCUGACUCCGACUCAUACAUCAAUUUCAGCACCUCCUAGAGCGUCUCCAAUCCCAACUCCUACUCGAAUGCUAAUUUUUCCGCCUCAGAAAUCUCCUAAGCCAUCUCCAGUCCUGACUCCUUUUCAUACAACAGUUUCAACUCCUCCUAAACCGUCUCAUUUCCCAACCCCUAUUCGAACACCAAUUUCUCCACCUCAAAAAACUCCUAAGCCAUCUCUCAUACCAGCUCCAACUCAUACCUCAGUUCCAGCUCCUCCUAAACAUUCUCCAGUCCCGACUCCAAUUCAAACACCAAUUUCUCCACCUCAAAAACCUCAUAAUCCAUCUCCAAUCCCAACUCCAGUUUCGACACCAAUUUCAGCUCCUCUUAGACCCGUUAAGCCAUCUCCAGUCCCAGCCCAAACUUUUACACCAAUUUCAGCUCCUCCUAAGCCAUCUCUUGUCCCACCACCAGCUCAAUCGUAUCCACCAACACUAAGUUCUACACCAGUUUCAACUCCUUCCAAACCAUCUUUAGUCCCACCACCAGUUCAAUCGCAUCCACCAGUUUCAAUACCUCCUAAGCCAUCUCUUAUCUCACCACCGGUUCAAUCACUACCACCAGUUUCAUCUCCUCCUAAGCCAUCUCCCAUCUCACCAUUGGUUCAAUCACAUCCACCAGCACCAACACCUGCACGAUCCUUAACUCCUCCUCCUUUUCACAUAGUUUCUUUACCACCGCCAAGACACGAGGACUUCAUUCUCCCACCAAACUUGGGCACACAAUACUCUUCCCCACCUCCGCCCAUGUUCCCUGGCUAUUAA